This is a messenger RNA of Zootoca vivipara (common lizard), 1192 nucleotides long. RefSeq names its product calbindin 2 (gene CALB2). Lineage: Eukaryota; Metazoa; Chordata; Lepidosauria; Squamata; Lacertidae. Gene Ontology annotation, cellular component: cytosol; synapse; nucleus. Gene Ontology annotation, molecular function: calcium ion binding. Gene Ontology annotation, biological process: regulation of presynaptic cytosolic calcium ion concentration; regulation of long-term synaptic potentiation. The record is from RefSeq and is a predicted model, not a curated record.
CAACGCGGUUGGGGACUAGUUCGCUCAUGGCAGGGAAACAGCAGCCCCCUUAUCUGCACCUGGCAGAGCUGACCGCCUCCCAGUUCUUGGACAUCUGGAAACAUUAUGAUGCUGAUGGAAACGGCUACAUUGAAGGCAAAGAACUGGAAAGCUUCUUCCAAGAGCUAGAGAGCGCCAGGAAGGGAGCAGGAAUGGAAUCGAAAAAUGUCAACGUUGCGGAGAAGAUGCAGGAGUUCAUGCGGAAAUACGACAAGAACGCCGAUGGGAAAAUUGAAAUGUCUGAGUUGGCACAGAUUUUGCCCACAGAGGAGAACUUCCUGCUCUGUUUCCGGCAGCACGUUGGCUCCAGUGCCGAAUUCAUGGAGGCUUGGCGGAAGUAUGAUACCGAUCGCAGUGGCUACAUCGAAGCCAAUGAGCUCAAGGGAUUUCUUUCGGACUUGCUUGAAAAAGCCAACCGGCCCUACGAUGAACCAAAGCUGCAAGAAUAUACGCAGACCAUCCUGCGAAUGUUUGACUUGAAUGGGGAUGGGAAGCUCUGCCUGUCGGAGAUGUCACGACUAUUGCCUGUGCAAGAGAACUUCCUUCUUAAGUUUCAGGGAAUGAAGCUAGAUUCAGACGAAUUCAAUGCUAUCUUUGCAUUUUAUGACAAGGAUGGAAGCGGCUUCAUUGAUGAGAAUGAAUUAGAUGCUCUUCUGAAAGAUCUCUAUGAGAAAAAUAAGAAAGAAAUGGGCAUCCACCAGCUCACCAACUACAGAAAGAGCAUCAUGAAUCUGUCCGAUGGGGGGAAACUUUACCGCAAGGAACUGGAGAUCGUUCUCUGCAGCGAGCCCCCUCUGUAAAGAUGAGCCACCCCCUCCACGACUCAACCCGCCGCCCCCCGCCCUGCCACAACCAACCACAAAGGCAAAUGAAAAAGAAAAAAAGACCACAAGGAGCAACGGGAGGCCGACUGUCCAACCUGUACCUGGGCGAUCCACUCGACCCCGCAAGGCUUGGCUUGCUGAUCUGCUUGCUGACUUUGGCCACACAAUUGCUGCCGGAUGAUGGCGCCUCCUCUCCCAGAGGGGGCUCUGAUCCAAACCAUCAGUUUCCUCUUCCUGCUUGUUUUUCUCUCCGUGUUGGUUAGCAUAGUUUGUGUCCUGUACAUCCUCUGAUCUGGAGUGUAUUUUAUUUUUGCUCUUGAUUUUUAUCU